AUGGAGUAUUUCAUGGUACCAGCACAGAAGGUGCCCUCCUUGCAACAUUUUAGGAAAACGGAUAAAGAAGUGAUUGGGGGUCUUUGCAGGUGUGUAUGCACUUUUACUAUUUCGCCUUAUUUUAUAUGAUAACAAUUUGUUUAUCUCUGCUUGUGGAGCGCACUUAGCGACUGUGGCGUGGCAACAUGCUUGAUAUGAUCUGUAUGUUAUUGUGUACUGUACACGACCCACUGUCAGGGAGCGAGACAAAUAUGAUCUUUAUUGAAAAUCGAUUAAGUACUCAUAUUAGGUAGAAGACGAUUCAGUGCAUUCCUGUGUAACGUAAUUUUACCAUUACUUUAGCGAAAUUGAGACAUUUAGUAGCUAACAAACAUACCCCACGUGGUUACAUGCACAACCACGCUGCUACGAGAGAUUCCUGGCUAUUUUGAUAUUUUCCCAACGGUUACGUUAUGUUUUCGAUAAGCUUACUAAUUUACAUAGGCGCAGGAGAGGUUGCACAUGCAUAACAAAGGUGUCGCACCAGAGUUUAGCUCACACGUAAGUCCUAGGGGGUACUGUUUGCUCAGUUCGUUGGGGAGCGCGCUGAAGUUAUUGUGGGCAGUGCGGCCAUGCUUGUGCUAAAGUGUUGGGGGAUCUUGCGUAGUCUUCUUUCCAGUAACUUCACAUUUCCUGAUAAUUUAUGGAAAUUCACGGCGAAAGUUUAAGUAAUCGCAUUUAUGCAACGAAAUCACAGUUUCGCUGGUAUUCUUGGCCACAUUUUGGUGCACUCUAGUGCCAUAUGCACUGCGUCUUUCAUCCCGCAGCUCAGCCAUGCUGCGGCAUGGACAGAGGAAGAAGUCGCAUUGUUGUAAUGGCGGAGGGCUCGAUUAGUGUGUUUUUGAACGCGGUAGUGUGUGGGCGCGAUACAUUCUAAAACAGAUUGGUACGUUUGAGAUUGAUUGUGUUGCCGCGAGUCAUUCCGCAACCGAUUGAGAAAUGUAAUAGUGGUCUUUUUAAUAAGGGGGUGUGUAUGGUGGAAGGCCAGUCGAUGCAUUUGCAACCUUUUCUAGACAGGGGAGGUGGAGAUGAGGGAUAAAGUGUGGUCUGCGCACGUGGUCUGGGAAAUGUAGUUCUAUUUUCGAAUUGUGUACAAUUCUGAAUGUAGGAUUUUGUAUAAAAUUGUGCAAGCAACACUCAAUUCUAGUCUUUAUGGCCAUAAUACAUUCUCAAACAUAAUUUCUCACUUACAAAUAUAUAUUUAUGAUAAUACAUUAAUGUUUUAUGUUACUGUUGCAAUAAUUUGAAUUGUAUUUAUUUUCAUUGAGGAACCCUGUUGAAAGCAACUCAUCUAAUAUACUGUUCCUAGUCUGUCAAGCUAUGGUGGUUGUAUUUGUGAAUGGGCUCGCUAGUCGCUACCACCCAGUCGUGAUUUGGCAGAGGCUGUGUUUGCUGGCUGGUUUCUGGGAUGUAAGGAAGCAGCAGACAUGGUCUCUCUCCCCAUCUGUGUCUGCACAAUUGUUCCCUGUGUUUGCUCUGAGGCAGCUGAGUCAGUACUGAUAAGAGCCUUGCUACUAGAAAGCGUCCAAGUGAUACUGCCAUUAGAUACAGAGGAUGUUAGUGGAAGUUCAAUUAUACAUUUCCCAUCCCCAAUGGAAUAUGUGUGGGAGCCAUGCUGAACGAAUCAGGAUGACGAAUGCUUUUAUGGUUGGAAUUCUCACAGGCUGUGUUCCGUGGGUUCAGAGUCCUGAAACAAUGGGGUUUGGCCCAGGGGAUCUAGCAGGAAAGUCAGCAUUGUGUUGUGCAGUGGGCCAUGUGAAGCGUCUGCUAGGGUUUUAUAAGAAAACCGCAUCAAAGCCUGUUCUGCACUUUCAUGCUGUUUUCUCAGGGCAUAGUCAGCUUGGUACAUACGAAGCAUGGCACAUGACAUGGUUGUUACUGUAUUUCUAGCAUUUAAAUUGACCAUCACAGUGGAUCUGUUUUGGAAGCUCAACAAUGCUUUGUUUUCUGGCCUGUUUUGAUAGUUCAUACUUAGCUACAUGUGCUCAAGUAGUCAUUAUGUUGGCGCAGUGGUCUAAGCGUGGUAGCUGUGCCAUAGAGAUCGCUGUUCGAAUUCCAGGCUCUGUCGUAGCCGGCCGCGACCGUGGAGACCAUGGGCGGCGCACAAUGGCCAGCGUUGUCCAGGUAGGGGAGGGAAUGGCGGCAGGGAUGUAGCUCAGUGGUAGAGCAUGGCGUUUGCAACAGUCAGGGUUGUGGGUUCGAUUCCCAUGGGGGCCAGUAUGAAAAAUAAAAAUGUAUGCACUAACUGUAAGUCGCUCUGGAUAAGAGUGUCUGCUAAAUGACGUUAAUGUUUUGAAUAUAUACUCCAUUCAAAACUGGCCCAAAAAGGUCAACUUGUGACCUGAGGUCAACUUGAAGAGCUUGCUUGAUAUCUAGACCUUCGACCCCUAGUGUGUAACCUUACGACCUCUUCUCUUCCUCCCCCCAGCCUGGCGAACAUUCCCCUGACCCCUGAGACUGCGCGCGACCAGGAGCGGCGGAUCCGUCGGGAGAUCGCCAACAGCAACGAGCGGCGGCGCAUGCAGAGCAUCAACUCCGGCUUCCAAUCGCUCAAGACGCUCAUCCCCCACAGCGACGGAGAGAAACUCAGCAAGGUGGGUCCGAGGGAGGAAAGGAAGGGAGAGAAACUCAGCAAGGUAGGUCAGACUUUGAUUUGACUUGUUUAUUAGACAAUAACAAAUGAAAAACGCAUAGCAAAAGACAACGUGCAUUAAUGAAAUCAUAAGAGGACACAAUAAAGGCAGAAAAGUCUGCCACACAUUGUGGUCCAGGAGAGAAGGAAAUGGAGAGAGAACAUUUAGCAAGGUCAGAUAGGAAGGAGUUGGAGAGAUCAGACAGGGAAAGUGGGAUAGUAGGUUAAAGUCUAGAGAGGUCAGACAGUGAAAGUGAGAUAGUAGGUUAAAGUCUAGAGAGGUCAGACAGACGGGGAGAUUGGGUUAGUAGGUUAGUCUAGAGAGGUCAGACAGACAGGGAGAUUGGGAUAGUAGGUUAGUCUAGAGCAGGACUGCCCAAUCCUGUUCCUGGAGAGCUACCCUCCUGUAGGUUUUCACUCCAACCCCAGGUGUUACUAACCUGAUUCAUCUUAUCAACCUGCUAAUUAUUAGAAUCAGGUGUGCUAGAUUAGGGUUGGAGCAAAAACCCACAGGACGGUAGCUCUCCAGGAACAGGGUUGGGCAGUACUGGUCUAGAGAGAUCAGACAGACAGGGGUAGUAGGUUAAAGUCUAAAGAGAUCAGUCAGACAGACAUGGAGAUUGGGUUAGUAGAUUAAAGUCUAAAGAGAUCAGUCAGACAGACAUGGAGAUUGGGUUAGUAGAUUAAAGUCUAGAGAGAUCAGUCAGACAGACAGGGGUAGUAGGUUAAAGUCUAAAGAGAUCAGUCAGACAGACAGGGAGAUUGGGUUAGUAGAUUAAAGUCUAGAGAGAUCAGUCAGACAGACAGGGAUAGUAGGUUAAAGUCUAGAGAGAUCAGUCAGACAGACAGGGAGAUUGGGUUAGUAGGUUAAACUUGAAGCUUUAAGGACAGAUUGCCAUGCCUGUUCAACUCCCAGUACAUAUGAUUCUAGAUAUGUAACACGUACUGAUAAGUUGCUAGCAAGUCUUCCCUUUGAAGUUGUACAGGCUCUUGUUGCUGCUAUGUAUAAUUUUGUCGUAGUUGAAUCAGUGUUUACUCCUCUACAGGCGGCCAUCUUGCAGCAGACAGCAGAGUACAUCUUUGCUCUGGAGCAGGAGAAGACACGGCUACUGCAGCAGAACAGCCAGCUCAAACGCUUCAUUCAGGUGAGACCCAGUCAUCAUUUGGUGUCACCAGUAGUUCCUACCAGCACGUGGAUCUCUAGACACACUACUGUGCUCAGAAUCAUUACUUAGUUUUUUUAACAAUAGUAAUCUGGCCUCAGUAGAUGAGAAAUGUUCUACUCUUCUCAGCGCUUAAAAUUCAGCUUACAUUUCUGUGUCCAUUCCUUAGUUCAUAGACUGUUCAUCAAACACACUGUUAAUGGAAGGAAUCACCCGCCGUAGUCCAAAUCAACCCUAUCUUAGUCCUCCAUGACUGACUUUCUGACUCUCCCUCCCUCGUUUCGCUCCCUCUCUUGCUCCAACAGGAGUUCAGCGGCUCCUCCCCAAAGAGGAGGCGCGGGGCGGAGGAGAAGGAUGAAGGGAUCGGUUCCCCAGACAUUCUGGAGGAGGAGAAGACGGAGGACCUGCGGAGGGAGAUGAUGGAGCUGAGACAGCAGCUGGACAAGGAGCGCUCUGUCCGCAUGAUGCUGGAGGAGCAUUUGAGACAGGAGGAGGUAGGAACAGAGAUGCACAACCACAACAAGGAAUUGUCAGGACACACCAUAUUCAGUGUUUGCACAGAGUGAUUGAAGUACUUGAAUUUGGAGCUCAGAAAAUCAAGUACUGGAAAACCUUGAGUUGAAACUCAGAUAUUUCCUCAAUUUGGUCCUUGAAAAAGCCUUGAAAUUAUUGUAAGCUCUCCUGCUCCGAUAUAAUUAUCCAUUGAUUUUAUUUCUAUUCAGUUUUUGUGAGAGAUUUAGACACUUUCGUUUGUUUCCCACCAUUUCAAUUGAUAGGUGUUGGGUUAGUUUGUUGCAGUAAAACCAUUUUAUGAGGAUGACAACUUGGCUUUCCAUACAAAGUGUUCCAUUACAAAGGAAACUGAUUUUUGGGGUUGCUUUCUCAUUUGAAACACAUCAUACAAACCCUUCAACAUCUCAAAUGACGAGGGUGAGAUUAAUGCUAUUGCUAGCCUACAUGAACAGGGUGAGAUUAAUGUUACUGCUAGCCUACAUGGACAGGGUGAGAUUAAUGCUACUGCUAGCCUACACGGACAGGGUGAGAUUAAUGCUACUGCUAGCCUACAUGGACAGGGUGAGAUUAAUGCUACUGCUAGCCUACACGGACAGGGUGAGAUUAAUGCUACUGCUAGCCUACAUGGACAGGGUGAGAUUAAUGCUACUGCUAGCCUACACGGACAGGGUGAGAUUAAUGCUACUGCUAGCCUACAUGGACAGGGUGAGAUUAAUGUUACUGCUAGCCUACACGGACAGGGUGAGAUUAAUGCUACUGCUAGCCUACAUGGACAGGGUGAGAUUAAUGCUACUGCUAGCCUACAUGGACAGGGUGAGAUUAAUGCUACUGCUAGCCUACAUGGACAGGGUGAGAUUAAUGCUACUGCUAGCCUACAUGGACAGGGUGAGAUUAAUGGCUACUGCUAGCCUACAUGGACAGGGUGAGAUUAAUGCUACUGCUAGCCUACAUGGACAGGGGUGAGAUUAAUGCUACUGCUAGCCUACAUGGACAGGGUGAGAUUAAUGCUACUGCUAGCCUACAUGGACAGGGUGAGAUUAAUGCUACUGCUAGCCUACAUGGACAGGGUGAGAUUAAUGCUACUGCUAGCCUACAUGGACAGGGUGAGAUUAAUGCUACUGCUAGCCUACAUGGACAGGGUGAGAUUAAUGCUACUGCUAGCCUACAUGGACAGGUUUUAUCAGUCUCUACCGGUAGAUAUAGACCAAAAAACUAAAGUUUGCAUCACAGAAAACUCAGACAUGCUUUGUUAUAUCUAUUUACAGUGAGGGAAAAAAGUAUUUGAUCCCCUGCUGAUUUUGUACGUUUGCCCACUGACAAAAACAUGAUCCGUCUAUAAUUUUAAUGGUAGGUUUAUUUGAACAGUGAGAGACAGAAUAACAACAACAAAAUCCAGAAAAACGCAUGUCAAAAAUGUUAUAAAUUAAUUCGCAUUUUAAUGAGGGAAAUAAGUAUUUGACCCCUCUGCAAAACAUGACUUAGUACUUGGUGGCAAAACCCUUGUUGGCAAUCACAGAGGUCAGACGUUUCUUGUAGUUGGUCACCAGGUUUGCACACAUCUCAGGAGGGAUUUUGUCCCACUCCUCUUUGCAGAUCUUCUCCAAGUCAUUAAGGUUUGAGGCUGAUGUUUGGCAACUCGAACCUUCAGCUCCCUCCACAGAUUUUCCAUGGGAUUAAGGUCUGGAGACUGGCUAGGCCACUCCAGGACCUUAAUGUGCUUCUUCUUGAGUCACUCCUUUGUUGCCUUGGCCGUGUGUUUGGGUCAUUGUCAUGCUGGAAUACCCAUCCACUACCCAUUUUCAAUGCCCUGGCUGAGGGAAAGAGGUUCUCACCCAAGAUUUGACGGUACAUGGCCCCGUCCAUCGUCCCUUUGAUGCGGUGAAGUUGUCCUGUCCCCUUAGCAGAAAAACACCCCCAAAGCAUAAUGUUUCCACCUCCAUGUUUGACGGUGGGGAUGGUGUUCUUGGGGUCAUAGGCAGCAUUCCUCCUCCUCCAAACACGGCGAGUUGAGUUGAUGCCAAAGAGCUCCAUUUUGGUCUCAUCUGACCACAACACUUUCACCCAGUUCUCCUCUGAAUCAUUCAGAUGUUCAUUGGCAAACUUCAGACGGGCAUGUAUAUGUGCUUUCUUGAGCAGGGGGACCUUGCGGGCGCUGCAGGAUUUCAGUCCUUCACGGCGUAGUGUGUUACCAAUUGUUUUCUUGGUGACUAUGGUCGCAGCUGCCUUGAGAUCAUUGACAAGAUCCUCCCGUGUAGUUCUGGGCUGAUUCCUCACUGUUCUCGUGAUCAUAGCAACUCCACGAGGUGAGAUCUUGCAUGGAGCCCCAGGCCGAGGGAGAUUUACAGUUAUUUUGUGUUUCUUCCAUUUGCGAAUAAUCGCACCAACUGUUGUCACCUUCUCACCAAGCUGUUUGGCGAUGGUCUUGUAGCCCAUUCCAGCCUUGUGUAGGUCUACAAUCUUGUCCCUGACAUCCUUGGAGAGAUCUUUGGUCUUGGCCAUGGUGGAGAGUUUGGAAUCUUAUUGAUUGAUUGCUUCUGUGGACAGGUGUCUUUUAUACAGGUAACAAACUGAGAUUAGGAGCACUCCCUUUAAGAGUGUGCUCCUAAUCUCAGCUCGUUACCUGUAUAAAAGACACCUGGGAGCCAGAAAUCUUUCUGAUUGAGAGGGGGUCAAAUACUUAUUUCCCUCAUUAAAAUGCAAAUCAAUUUAUAACAUUUUUGACAUACGUUUUUCUGGAUUUUUUUGUUGUUAUUCUGUCUCUCACUGUUCAAAUAAACCUACCAUUAAAAUUAUAGACGGAUCAUUUCUUUCUCAGUGGGCAAACGUACAAAAUCAGCAGGGGAUCAAAUACUUUUUUCCCUCACUGUAACUUGCUGAGACAAUCAUGUGGAUUAUUUAUACACUUCUAACUUUCUACAUGAGCCUAAUAAUAGCCAAGUGAAAAAAAGAAUUCUAAUUUUGGCAAACUAUCCCUUCAAUGAUGAGAGGCUCGUGAUGGAGUUGCUUUUUCCACAAACCUUUUUCUCAUGGCAAUUUUACUGCUAGCACACUGGACAGCUAAAUCAAAUGAAUACUCAGUCUAAACUGAAAAGGACUGCAAGCGCUACCUGAGCACUGUUCACGUUUAUUCACGUUUUAACUGUGUUUUUCCCUUAAUAUUGAAGAAACUUUCAAAGUUCUUGAAAUGUUCCGUAUUGACUGACCUUCAUGUCUUAAAGUAAUGAUGGACUGUCGUUUCUCUUUGCUUAUUUGAGCUGUUCUUGCCAUAAUAUGGACUUGGUCUUUUACCAAAUAGGGCUAUCGUCUGUAUACCCCCCCUACCUUGUCACAACACAACUGAUUGGCUCAAACACAUUAAGAUGGAAAGAAAUUCCACAAAUUAACUUUUAACAAGGCACUCCUGUUAAUUGAAAUGCAUUCCAGGUGACUACCUCAUGAAGCUGGUUGAGAGAAUGCCAAGAGUGUGCAAAGCUGUCAUCAAGGCAAAGGGUGGCUAUUUGAAGAAUCUCAAAAUAUAUUUUGAUUUGUUUAACACUUUUUUGGUUACUACAUGAUUCCAUAGGUGUUAUUUCAUAGUUUUGAUGUCUUCACUAUUAUUCUACAAUGCAAACAUUUUUAAAGUUAAAAUAAAGAAAAACCCUUGAAUGAGUAGGUGUGUCCAAAAUGUUGACUGGUAGUGUACAUCAGAGAAGACUGAAAUAUAACAAAGCCGUUUGACAUAGAAACACUGGAUUUUGGCUGUUUAAUUUUUUAUAUGUAUAUAUAUAUUACGGGAAAAAAAUAACAUUACACCCAUGAGGCCACUAGAGGACGAUUUGAUCAUUUGACUUCAGGAAAGGGGUACUACAGUGGGGAGAACAAGUAUUUGAUACACUGCCGAUUUUGCAGGUUUUCCUACUUACAAAGCAUGUAGAGGUCUGUAAUUUUUAUCAUAGGUACACUUCAACUGCGAAAGACGGAAUCUAAAACAAAAAUCCAGAAAAUCACAUUGUAUGAUUUUUAAGUAAUUAAUUUGCAUUUUAUUGCAUGACAUAAGUAUUUGAUCACCUACCAACCAGUAGGAAUUCCGUCUCUCACAGACCUGUUAGUUUUUCGUUAAGAAGCCCUCCUGUUCUCCACUCAUUACCUGUAUUAACUGCACCUGUUUGAACUCGUUACCUGUAUAAAAGACACCUGUCCACACACUCAAUCAAACAGACUCCAACCUCUCCACAAUGGCCAAGACCAGAGAGCUGUGUAAGGACAUCAGGGAUAAAAUUGUAGACCUGCACAAGGCUGGGAUGGGCUACAGGACAAUAGGCAAGCAGCUUGGUGAGAAGGCAACAACUGUUGGCGCAAUUAUUAGAAAAUGGAAGAAGUUCAAGAUGACGGUCAAUCACCCUCGGUCUGGGGCUCCAUGCAAGAUCUCACCUCGUGGGGCAUCAAUGAUCAUGAGGAAGGUGAGGGAUCAGCCCAGAACUACACGGCAGGACCUGGGCAAUGACCUGAAGAGUGCUGGAACCACAGUCUCAAAGAAAACCAUUAGUAACACACUACGCCGUCAUGGAUGAAAAUCCUGCAGCGCACGCAAGGUCCCCCUGCUCAAGCCAGCGCAUGUACAGGCCCGUCUGAAGUUUGCCAAUGACCAUCUGGAUGAUCCAGAGGAGGAAUGGGAGAAGGUCAUGUGGUCUGAUGAGACAAAAAUAGAGCUUUUUGGUCUAAACUCCACUCGCCGUGUUUGGAGGAAGAAGAAGGAUGAGUACAACCCCAAGAACACCAUCCCAACCGUGAAGCAUGGAGGUGGAAACAUCAUCAUUCUUUGGGGAUGCUUUUCUGCAAAGGGGACAGGACGACUGCACCGUAUUGAGGGGAGGAUGGAUGGGGCCAUGUAUCGCAAGAUCUUGGCCAACAACCUCCUUCCCUCAGUAAGAGCAUUGAAGAUGGGUCGUGGCUGGGUCUUCCAGCAUGACAACGACCCGAAACACACAGCCAGGGCAACUAAGGAGUGGCUCCGUAAGAAACAUCUCAAGGUUUUGGAGUGGCCUAGCCAGUCUCCAGACUUGAACCCAAUAGAAAAUCUUUGGAGGGAGCUGAAAGUCCGUAUUGCCCAGCGACAGCCUCAAAACCUGAAGGAUCUGAAGAAGGUCUGUAUGGAGGAGUGGGCCAAAAUCCCUGCUGCAGUGUGUGCAAACCUGGUCAAGACCUACAGGAAACGUAUGAUCUCUGUAAUUGCAAACAAAGGUUUCUGUACCAAAUAUUAAGUUCUGCUUUUCUGAUGUAUCAAAUACUUAUGUCAUGCAAUAAAAUGCAAAUUAAUUACUUAAAAAUCAUACAAUGUGAUUUUCUGGAUUUUUAGAUUCUGUCUCUCACAGUUGAAGUGUACCUAUGAUAAAAAUUACAGACCUCUACAUGCUUUGUAAGUAGGAAAACCUGCAAAAUCGGCAGUGUAUCAAAUACUUGUUCUCCCCACUGUAUGUGCUUGAAGAUUUUUUAUAUAGCCUCCUGAGUGGCGCAGUGGUCUAAGGCACUGCAUCGCAGCGCUAGCUGUGCCACUAGAGAUCCUGGUUCGAAUCCAGGCUCUGUCGCAGCCUGCCGCGACCGGGAGACUCAUGGGCGGCGCACAAUUGGCCCAGCGUCGUCCAGGGUAGGGGAGGGAAUGGCCGGCAGGGAUGUAGCUCAGUUGAUAGAGCAUGGCGUUUGCAACGCCAGGGUUGUGGGUUCGAUUCCCACGGGGGGCCAGUAUAAAAAAAAAAAAAAAUGUAUUACAACUGUCCUCUGGAUAAGAGCGUCUGCUAAAUGACUAAAAUGUAAUGUAAAAUGAAAGAGUCCUUGAAUUUGACUUGCCAAUGUAAGUACGAACCCUGUGUAUCUGAUUAACUACACUGAACAAAAAUAUAGUGUUGGUCUCAUGUUUCAUGCGCUGAAAUAAAAUAUCCCAGAAAAAGCACAAAAAGCUUAUUUCUCUAAAAUGUUGUGCACAAAUUAGUUUAAAUCCCUGUUAGUGAGCAUUUCUCCUUUGCCAAGAUAAUCCAUCCACCUGACAGGUGUGGCAUAUCAAGAAGCUGAUUAAACAGCAUGAUCAUUACACAGGUGCACCUUGUGCUGGGGACAAUAAAAGGCCACUCUAAAAUGUGCAGUUUUGUCACACAACACAAUGCCACAGAUGUCUCAAGGUUUGAGGGAGCAUGCAAUUGGCAUGCUGACUGCAGGAAUGUCCACCAGAGAUGUUGCCAGAGAAUAGAAUGUACAUUUUCCUACCAUAAGCCACCUCCAACGUCGUUUUAGAGAAUUUGGCAGUACGUCCAACUGGCCAAACAACCGCAGACCACGUGUAUGGCGUUGUGUGGGCGAGUGGUUUGCUGAUGUCAACGUUGUGAACAGAGUGCCCCAUGAUGGCGGUGGGGUUAUGCUAUGGGCAGGCAUAAGCUAUGGACAACGAGCACAAUUGCAUUUUAUCUAUGGCAAUUUGAAUGCACAGAGAUAUCGUGACAAGAUUCUGAGGCCCAUUGUCGUGCCAUUCAUCCUCUGCCAUCACCUCAUGUUUCAGCAUGAUAAUGCACGACCCCAUGUCGCAAGAAUCUGUACACAAUUCUUGGCCUGCAUGCUCACCAGACGACAGUGUCACCCGUUGAGCGUGUUUGGGAUGCUCUGGAUUGACGUGUACGACAGCGUGUUCCAGUUCCUGCCAAUAUCCAGCAACUUCGCACAUGUGGUGAUGUGAUUUGAAGGUGUCAGGCGCAGGAGGGUAAAUAACAGAAUAACGGGUUUAUUCCGUUGACACAGCGGUACGCAGCAAUGCGUCAAACACUCCAGCGCACUGGAAACAACAAGGCACACGGGUGAAUAUCCCGGCGAUACAAAAUACAAGCGCUCCACCGAGCUAAACUAACCUCCACAAUAAACAAUCACACACAAAGACAAGGGGGCAGAGGGAACUCUUAUACAGGUACUGAUGAGGGGAUAUGAACCAGGUGUGUGUAAUAAACAAGACAAAACAAAUGGAAUGAUGAGAUGAGGAGCGGCAGUGGCUAGAAGACCGGUGACGACGAACGCCGAGGCCUGCCCGAACAAGGAGAGGAGGCAGCUUCGGAGGAAGUCAUGACAGCACAGCCAUUGAAGAGGAGUGGGACAACAUUCCACAGGCCACAAUCAACAGCCUGAUCAACUCUAUGAAAAGGAGAUGUGUCGCGCUGCAUGACGCAAAUGGUGGUCACACCAGAUACUGACUGGUUUUCCAAUCCACGCCCCUACCUUUUUUUAAAGGUAUUUGUGACCAACAGAUGCAUAGCUGUAUUCCCAGUCAUGUGAAAUCCAUAGAUUAGGGCCUAAUUAUUAUCUCAAUUGACUGAUUUCCUGAUUCUCAGUAAAGUCUUUGAAAUUGUUGCAUAUUGCGUUUAUAUUUAUGUUCAGUAUAUAAAGACCCUAUUGUGUCCAAUCCAAGGCUUUAAUGACCAUACUCAUUAGCAAUGUUGCACAGAGAUGCAAUAAUAGAUGACUGUGCAUAUUCAAUAAUGGCCGUGUUAUUGUCUCCAGUCUGAGUCCUACCUCUGUUAACCACUCAGGUCUGCUGUGUUGUGGUCGGUGGUACUCAGCCUGAACAUGUGUUAGGAACUCACUCCAAGCAGCAGGAGAGAGCCAGCACCACAGCUCACAGCCCACAGGUGAGAGAAAGAGACUGAGAGACAUACAAUCACACUCACAUAUCAACACACACACACAUUAAUGAUAUGACUGACAUAUGUUCUGAUGUGACAUACAUUAUUGUCUCCAGAGGCGUCAGGAAGACUCUAAAUCGCCACAGUGGAAACACAUCAACACAACCCGUCUGAGAAUGACCUAUAGCUGAGCUCAAGGUUUACCGUGGUCAACAGCUCUGACACAUUUCCAGUCGACUCUCCAUUACCGGCGCACAGAUCACUUUACGUUUCGAUCACAUCCUUGAGAGCCCGGGAAUCAUUCUAGAGCCCCAUAUUGUUUUGUUUUUGCCUGAUUCUGUUAACCCCCCCCCCCCCAAUUAAUUCCUUGUUUUUCCAGGUUUCUGUUUUUCAGGUUUUCGCUCUCAAAGUCACACAUGUUUUAUAGAAAAACAACACAAUUGGAUGUUCUAAGUCCACAACAUUGCUUAGACCACACCAGGAGACAACUUUUGAGGUCUGGAAAAAAGAAAGGUUGAUUUUGGGGUGUAGUUACCCUUGAAUUGAACUGCACACCAGCCAGAGACUGUUGUUUGGGUAGCAAUGUUUCUGUAGCGCUCAUUUGAUUGCAGAGUUUGCCAAACAAAUGGCCACUCGAUUUAUGCAAAUAAUCAUGAUAUCAUUCUGCCAGGUAGGCUACUUUUUUAGUUAACAUGUAAUUUAAAGGUUUUGGGGAAAACCUUUCCAUCUACCAGAAGACUGUUGUCAUUACAUUAGCAUCAUCGCUAGCGGCUACACGAAGUGGUAGAUAAACGUGCACACACAGACAUGGACAUUCCUGUGCCGUUGCCUCUUCAGAAAGUUGAAGGAAAAUACGAAUCACUGAUGCAUUUUGUUCGUCAGGAUAAUCUUGGGCAAAUGAAUGUAUUUUCUAAUAAAUGUAGUUGAUUUCCAGCUAAGUUCAAUACAUUUUUGAAUUUCGUUUUAAUGUCUGGAUUCCGUCAUUCCGUCAGCGUUCUCCUCAACGCAGAUUUUUAUAGGGCCCUAGAAAUCCCAGUCUCUGCGGUGACUGUCUCUCUCCCCCUCUCCCUCCCUCCCAGUGGCAUCUCAGAUUGAAUAGGGAACAACAUGAUGACAAACAGUGUCACUUGGACACAGGCUGCAGAACAUGUAGUGAGAGGAACAUAGUAAGGUCUAUGGUUAGUGUUAUUGUUGUUCACCAGAGGGCACCAGAAGCUCCUAGGAAAGAGGUGUUGUGAAGAUGAGUGUGCUGAUAUACACUGCUCAAAAAAAUAAAGGGAACACUAAAAUAACACAUCCUAGAUCUGAAUGAAUGAAAUAAUCUUAUUAAAAACUUUUUUCUUUACAUAGUUGAAUGUGCUGACAACAAAAUCACACAAAAAUUAUCAAUGGAAAUCAAAUGGAUCAACCCAUGGAGGUCUGGAUUUGGAGUCACCCUCAAAAUUAAAGUGGAAAACCACACUACAGGCUGAUCCAACUUUGAUGUAAUGUCCUUAAAACAAAAUGAGGCUCAGUAGUGUGUGUGGCCUCCAUGUGCCUGUAUGACCUCCCUACAACGCCUGGGCAUGCUCCUGAUGAGGUGGCGGAUGGUCUCCUGAGGGAUCUCCUCCCAGACCUGGACUAAAGCAUCCGCCAACUCCUGGACAGUCUGUGGUGCAACGUGGCGUUGGUGGAUGGAGUGAGACAUGGUGUAUCAGAUGUGCUCAAUUGGAUUCAGGUCUGGGGAACGGGCGGGCCAGUCCAUAGCAUCAAUGCCUUCCUCUUGCAGGAACUGCUGACACACUCCAGCCACAUGAGGUCUAGCAUUGCCUUGCAUUAGGAGGAACCCAGGGCCAACUGCACCAGCAUAUGGUCUCACAAGGGGUCUGAGGAUCUCAUCUCGGUAGCUAAUGGCAGUCAGGCUACCUCUGGCGAGCACAUGGAGGGCUGUGCGGCCCCCCAAAGAAAUGCCACCCCACACCAUGACUGACCCACCGCCAAACCGGUCAUGCUGGAGGAUGUUGCAGGCAGCAGAACGUUCUCCACGGCGUCUCCAGACUCUGUCACGUCUGUCACAUGUGCUCAGUGUGAACCUGCUUUCAUCUGUGAAGAGCACAGGGCGCCAGUGGCGAAUUUGCCAAUCUUGGUGUUCUCUGGCAAAUGCCAAACGUCCUGCACAGUGUUGGGCUGUAAGCACAACCCCCACCUGUGGACGUCGGGCCCUCAUACCACCCUGUUUCUGACCGUUUGAGCAGACACAUACACAUUUGUGGCCUGCUGGAGGUAAUUUUGCAGGGCUCUGGCAGUGCUCCUCCUGCUCCUCCUUGCACAAAGGCAGAGGUAGCGGUCCUGCUGCUGGGUUGUUGCCCUCCUACGGCCUCCUCCACGUCUCCUGAUGUACUGACCUGUCUCCUGGUAGCGCCUCCAUGCUCUGGACACUACGCUGACAGACACAGCAAACCUUCUUGCCACAGCUCGCAUUGAUGUGCCAUCCUGGAUGAGCUGCACUACCUGAGCCACUUGUGUGGGUUGUAGACUCCGUCUCAUGCUACCACUAGAGUGAAAGCACCGCCAGCAUUCAAACGUGACCAAAACAUCAGCCAGGAAGCAUAGGAACUGAGAAGUGGUCUGUGGUCACCACCUGCAGAACCACUUCUUUAUUGGGGGUGUCUUGCUAAUUGCCUAUAAUUUCCACCUGUUGUCUAUUCCAUUUGCACAACAGCAUGUGAAAUUUAUUGUCAAUCAGUGUUGCUUCCUAAGUGGACAGUUUGAUUUCACAGAAGUGUGAUUGACUUGGAGUUAGUUACAUUGUGUUGUUUAAGUGUUCCCUUAAUUUUUUUGAGCAGUGUAUUUUCUUGUCAUUACCUAAAUAAUAAAGCUUGGAUAUAAUCUGUUGUAGGUCAUCAUGUGGCGUUUUAGGAUGACUGAACCAAAUGGCUUGCUCUUUCUAAAUAUCUGCUUUUCACUGAGUGAAAGUGUCAGACAGCGUGUUUUAGGGGAUCGGUUUGGGCAAGGAAAGGUGCAGAAUCACUCAUCUUGAUCCCAUGAAUAUGUAGUUAUUUGGGAUGGAAGGUGAUUUGUAGAUCUGUGAUUCUGUGCAGUCUGACUCUAAUGUAGUCACUCUCUAACAUGCACAACGUAUAUCUCUGUGACCUCUUCAUCCUCCUGUUCCUCCAGGUGCUGGCCCCUAGGUCACCACCCGCCCCCACCCACCACGCCACGGUCAUCGUCCCGGCCCCCGCACCGGCCCCGCCUCCCCAUCAUGUCACCGUGGUAACCAUGGGCCCUGCCUCGGUCAUCAACACAGCAUCCACGUCUCGCCAGAACCUGGACACCAUUGUGCAGGUGAGACACGGAAGACCUCAUCACCUGGGGAGAAAUUGUAGUUCUAUCAAAUGCAGGGAAAAAACUGUUCGCUCUCUGAAUUUAUGGGGAAUUUAGCAACUGUUAUCUUUGGGAUGCUGCAGAUAGAUUUUUCUUCAGUCAAGUCAUUUUGUAAAACAUUUGGUCGUGCUAUGGAAUGUGUCCAUUAAAAGGUGGCAAUUGUCAGUGCAUUACCACGCGUGAACACCAGAUGGUGCUGUACUCACUGCGUCUGCCACUGCUGUUUGUCACUCACUUUCUGCUUCCCUCCAUAUCUCUCUCUCUUUCCCUCCACCUCCAGGCCAUCCAGCACAUUGAGAGCAUCCAGGAGAAGGUGGGGGAGGAGGAGCAGCGGCGGGCGGUGAUCGUCACCCAGGGACGCGCCCUCACAGACACAGCGGGGUCCGACACGGCGUCCGACAGCGAGGGGCCAGAGGCCUCCCAUCACACACAGGGGCCAUGA
Messenger RNA from Coregonus sp. 'balchen', 15786 nucleotides. The record is from the annotation of a GenBank genome assembly. NCBI's taxonomy places the organism in Eukaryota, Metazoa, Chordata, Actinopteri, Salmoniformes, Salmonidae.